Messenger RNA from Folsomia candida, 2827 nucleotides. RefSeq lists its product as uncharacterized. Bases 435 to 2408 code for a protein of 657 amino acids. The transcript is spliced from 3 exons. Lineage: Eukaryota; Metazoa; Arthropoda; Collembola; Entomobryomorpha; Isotomidae. The record is from RefSeq and is a predicted model, not a curated record.
AUUAGCAUUCUCUAUUACAUGCAAUGCUUCUUGCUUCCAUAUGAUUGUUUUAUGUAUUGAAUCAAUUUUUUUGUCCUAUUGGACGACGGACGGUACUGAAAACUAUGUCAAGGUUAAUGUUUAUUAAGUCUCUUUCAUACAUAUCCGUUAUUGUCAUGUUUUUAUCCCAGCAUCUGUUCAGAUGCUGACGUUUUUGACGAUUUCGGGUUAGGGAUGGACAAAAAUAGCAUUUAUACUGUAUAGUAGUGCAAUUUUUGGCAUGCGGCCACCAACCUAUUGCGGUGCAUUAGAGUAUAGUGAUUCGGUUUGUAGAGUUCAUUUACUGGUGAGAUAAUAAUCAAGUGAGAUACAAUCAAGCAAGAAAAGAAUAAUUGUUAUCGAUAUUCUUAAUUGUUCGAUGUUGGUUAAACCAAGUCGCAGGAGUCGUAGCAUUGAUGAAUUCGUCGAGCAGCAAUUCGCCAUCAUCAUCAUCCCACCAAGUGAACCACAGUGUAGUUGGGCAAGAAUGGUGCAUUCACGCCCAGCUAACAAUAUCUCACCCUCAAGUACAACCACCAAGAAAUACUAGCACUACUGCUGCUGCUGAAAACAAGAAUGUGCCAAUUAUUAAUGGCAAUACCUCUUCAAUAAGUGAUAAAAAUGUCAAUCAGGUUGGGAAACAGAUAAAACCUGGGAGCAAUGUCCAUUUUCAAUAUUCCUGGACUACCACCAGUGAUACCGGAACAAAAAUUACUCAAAUUGUACCUGAAACUGCAGGAAUACAAAAAUUUGAAAGCUGGCCUCGGUCAUCGAAUAGCUCGGGAAUAUUAUCAUCACAAGUCCAACAUGACUCUGGCUAUAACACUGAAAGCAAAAAUACUAGCACAUUACCAACAACUACAGUCUCUAAAGGCGUCAGACCAAUUAAGCCAUAUGAACGAAGGUGUAGGAGCACUUGCACAAUAAUACUAUCGAAUAAUAUUGAUGAUACGGCGCAAAUUACAUCAUCAACGACGAGCUACGCCGCCCGCUCAAGUUCAUUGGAGAGACAACCCAUUGUUUUUGACAAUAAUACCAAAACCAAUAAAUCAAUUCAACAGAAGGAUGCAGGAACCCAGACAUUGAAUCGAGUAAUCUCAACUGACCUUGGUUCACACAAUUAUGACUCGCCCGUCGGAAAUACAUAUUUAACACCCCGACCACAAGGAUCUAAUUCCAAUAACAAUAGUAUUGGAAGAGGCAACUAUGUGGACCGUCGCAAACGUCCGGUUUUUCAAAGGAAAUCUCCGGAGCAUGCAACCCCCCAGGAACAUUCCAGCAGGAGCUUAACACGACGAUCUUCUGGUUCGGCAAGAGCUAAAUCUUCUCCUCCAGUACGGUCGUCAUAUCAAAAACCAAAUCACCAGCCACGUACUGUACAUAUUGAUGUAUACUGCACUGGUUCGGAAAUGUCAUCCAACACGGAUGAUAAUUCAUCUUCCACUGGAGGGGGAGAAAGAGGAGAAGGAGGAUCCUCAUCAACUCCAGAAACGGUCUACGACUCUAAACAAUAUAAAAUAUUUCAUCAGCAAAAGAAAAACGAGCUGCCAUUCCAUUUUGAGGGCCUUAAAAUUAGCAAUAAACCAUCCUCAAAACCAGCAAAUACAGAAGUAAUUCGAUCCCGAAUAGCCAUUGACCCUAAUAAUAUGAAUAGAACAUUAGAAUUUGACGGACCUUCACUUAAACUAGAAAAAGACAAAUUGGCAGAGUUUAAUUCAACGCCUACAUAUCAAACCCAAAAGUUACAAUCCAAGAAUUUUCUACAGAAGGAUGAUUCUAAAGACACAAUCAGUUCAGCAUACCCAUUCCCAUCCAGGGAAUCUACUUAUUCAUCACUUGUAUCUGCGUGGUCAAAUACAGAAACGGUUGAUUCUUCUUGGAAAUGUGCAAGGAGAUCGGAAACGAUGGACUCCUUGGUUCUUAAUACGGAGGAACAAGAACCAAUUAUUACUAAUGACGAAAAGAUGUCACGUCACUUAUUUGAUUCUGGAACGAGUGCUGAAUUAGGCGCUCAUAAUCAGUACGUUAACCUUGUUGCCAACGAAUUGAGAGGAUGUCGGGCAACAAGUGAAGAAAGUCAAGUUAUGCUCCGACGAUAUAGGAGGUUAAAUAACGAAACUUUCGAAUCCGACACGGAAGAAUCAUCCAACUUGAUGGCGAUGAAACGUCUUUCAUUUCCAAACUGUAACUUACACGACAACAAUAAGCUUACUCCUCCCUUCAUGAAACCCACUAUUGGGAAUCACAAUAAUUAUUCUCAUUUGGGUACUGCAACCAAGUUUGGUCCUGUGGUCAAAGGCUUGAAGAAACCGGGUCAUCAUAUCCCUGGGCCAGCAAGAAAUCCACAAUGGUGUACUUGUGACCACUGCAUUAGUCAGAAAUUCAUGUGACUCUGGCAAUACAUUUGCUGUUUGCUGCUUACAUUAAUCAUGGACAGUUUUAUGCAGGCGUGCUUUGCAAGACAACUUAAUAUCAAUAUCAACUUUAUCAAUUCAAGAUAAAGAGAAUCAAAAUUAUAUCACUGCGCCAUACAUCCGUGAAACUCUUCAACCGACGCUCAUCAAAUCGAAGCUCACCAACCGAAUUGUUAUGAUAGCGCAUAAAGGUCAUGCGAAUUUUCACCGAAAAACACACCGAUAUUUGGGUUUCUUUCUUCUUGACCAAUGAUCAAGAAGAAAGAUUAUACAACAAAAUUGUAUAAUAAUAAUAGUUAGUUCCUUAUCUGACAGUUUAAGCGUUAUUGAAAUAAGUAUUAUUUAAACAUAUGUUAUAUUGCACUGAAUAAACGUUGCUUGUAUGCUUUCGCUUA